Molecule: messenger RNA, 3189 nt
Organism: Protopterus annectens (West African lungfish)
Lineage: Eukaryota; Metazoa; Chordata; Ceratodontiformes; Protopteridae
Product: CD209 antigen-like protein E
Exons: 6
Coding region: 329-1141 (270 amino acids)
Source: RefSeq, a predicted model, not a curated record
AAGUCAAUAAUCAGACUCUCAAUGUUCCUGUUUGAGUGUCGCUGUCUAGCAGCUGAUAUAAGAGGGUUACAUAGAUGGGAAAAAGAUAUGAAAAUGAUAAAAUUACUGAAUUAGUGAGUAAACUGUAUUCAUCGGAUGGAAACAGUAAAUAAUAAAUGGAGACAACUGCAGAAACUGGCAUGCACUUAGCAAGAUAAAAAAGAGGGAAGCAUCAAGACAAGGAAUGAAACAGAGCUAAAUAUUUAAGGAAGACAAUACAUUAAAAAAUAAAAAGGAUAACCAAAGAUAUUCAUUUCUUUCUUCAAGCCAAAUACACAAGAUAUGCAACAUGAAUGAAGACAUUGUGUACUCGGAUAUUAAAUUCAGACAGUCAUCUUCUGGAAAACAAAACCACAAACCAGAAGGAAAUGGAGAAUCUGGUACAAUAAAGCAAGAAGCUAUAAUAAAAACUGAAGAAACUGUCAAGAAGAAAAUUGAUCUAAGACAGUCUGAAACAUUUGCCAAAAAUGGAGUCCUUAUCCUCUGUUUCCUUCUUUUAAUCCUGGCAAUAGUUGUAAGCAUUCUCUACAUUCAAGAAAAAAGGAGGAAUGAUGAUUGCCUUAUGCAAACUAAGACCCUGGAAAAUAACUUCAGCAUCUUAUUUCAGAAAUGUUCUCAAUUAAGUGAUGGAUUUUGCAACCAUUCUAAUGCAACCCAGUGCAGUCUCAACCCAUGGGGCACCUCCAUAUUUUCUGGUUGGACAACAUAUUUUGGAAACAGCACCUACUUCUUCUCAAAUGAACAGCUAAACUGGGAAAACAGCAAGAAUGCUUGUCUCUUAAUGACGUCACAUUUAGCAGUUAUCAACAGUAAAGAAGAGCAGAUUUUUUUAAAGAACUCUUCAAGCAUAAAGAAUAAACCUUUAUGGAUUGGAUUUACUGAUCAGAAAGAAGAAGGAAAGUGGUGCUGGGUAGAUGACCCAGCAUGCAACACACCUAAUGUAACGUUUUGGGGAGAAAAGCAGCCUGAUAAUCAUAACAAUGAUGAGAACUGUGCCACAGAAAAUUAUAAUAACAAGAGUUGGAUGACCUGGAAUGAUGACAACUGCCAAAAGAACUACAACUGGAUUUGUGAAAAGAGUGUUAUACCUAUAUUUUUAUAAUAAACCCUGCAUUUUUUUUUUACUUUACAGAAAUAGGUUCCAUUAAAAGGAAAUCUGUAUGUUGUGGUUACCUGACAGAAAUGUAAAUAGUCACUUGAACUCACAGGACCCUAAUGUUUUCCAUAUUAUCUUUUCAUAUAGACUUGGCUAUCUUUUCAUUUUGUUUAUAUGCAAAAUAUAAUAAGAACUAAAAGAAACAAGAAAUGCAAUGCAGCAGGGACCAUCAGCUACUAAUGACUCAGAAACUCAGACUUUAUUAAAUCCUAAUCAGGGCACACAGUCCAUUUCAUUAGAAAUUCUCAAAAGAGAUCAUUCUUCCAUCAGAACAAGUUAACUUCAAAAGGAGUAUUAUUGCAGCUGAUUUGUGUUGAUUCACAGUACCUAAAUCAGACAGAUAAUUUAGUUUCAGAUACUUAUGCAAUAAUUCAUGCCUUAGAAAGAUAUUUAUCAAUGUAAAAUUAUCUUGUGAGAAAUGAUUCAACAAAUCAAUUAUACUCGAGUAUAAUGGACAGCAGAACACUUUAUCAAUACAGGUCACGGAGCAUCCAUAAUGUAUACAAUAAUAAGAAAUGUCACAAAAUGCUGGCUGUGUAUUCUAGAAAUCCAUAUGGAACUGAAGUGACUGUAUAAAGCAUUCAAGCCUUGAUUCAAAUGACUUAAAACGUAUCUAUCAAAUGCCUCCGGAUCCACCAAUAAGUGCCACAAUACCAAGUAUAGUUCCAAUUUAUUGGGACAUAAGGAUGAACUGACAACGACAACAAUGUAAAACCAAUGACAUAAAGAAACUAGUUAAGCGCUUUCAACCAUUACAACUGGUCUUCUUCAGAACUAAGACGCCAUACUCCACAAACAGUUUAAAUAACUUACUUGGCACCAAAAAAUCACAGCUUCUUAAAGCUACAUGUACACUUGUUUCAUAGCGCUGCAUACAUUGCGAUCUAUUCACAUAUUAAACAAGUUAAAAGACACAUUAAAAUUAAAUUAUAUAAAAUGUGAUAAUUUGUUGUGAUUUAACUUAGCUUCUUUACACAGAAUUAAUGAGAACUGGUAUUAAUAUGUAGUGUUAAUGACUUUAAAUGUGUAUAAAUUUGUCACGUUUAUAAUCGUAAAACCUUAUAUAUUUUUUUUUGUUUUUUUUGUUAUUUUGUAUAGUAAGCAGAAAUUCCUUCUGUGAUUGCCGAAUACAAUGAUAAAUAAAUAAAUGAAUUAAUAAAUAUAUAAAUAUAAAAUAUAUUAAAACGUAUCUAUCCCAGAUCUAUAGUGAUGAACACUCUCUAGGUCAUUGAGUUACUUUCAAACACUUAUGCAAUAGCUCAUGCAUUAGAAAGAUAAGGUAUCAAUGUAAAAUUAUCCUGUAACAAAUGUUUCAACAAAUCAAUUAUACGCGAGUAUCCUGGACAGAAGAAUGCUUUAUCUAUACAGGUCACAGAGUAUCCAUAAAAACUUGUUAUAACUUGUUACAACCUUACAUGAGUAACCAUGUUCUGUGUUCCACCAACAAAUCGUUAUUAAAGAUAUCCAAAGUUAAUAAUGCUGCUGGAGAAUCUCUUUACUCUAAUUACUUAGCCAAAAUCUGGAAUACUCUGCCCCUGGAAAUGAAAAAUAUCAGCUGUACUACAGGAUUCAAAAAGAUCCUUAAGACCCAUUUAACUAAUACAUAGAUAUGAUCUUGUAUCAACCCUGAUUAAGGAACAUGAAUAUGGUCUACCACCAACCCUAGUUUUAAAAAAAUCUGGCCACUGUUAAGUAUUGUCAACAUAUAUUUUACCAUUCAUUUCUGUACUUUGUAUAAAAUAUGCCUGUAUUACCUGCAAAUAACAAUGUUGUGCAGUUGUAAUGUAAACUGUAAAAUGUACUCUCUACUCUAGAUCCUUGCACAUACUUAGUUAUUUUUUAUUUUGUGUUCUUGUACUAUUUUGUUCCAUCACUGUAUCCUUUUAAAAUUUAUUUGUGUAUUAACUGUGGAGCUUUUCUCUCCAGGCCACCUCUGAAAAAGGACAGCUUGUCCAGUCAGACUUUCCUGGUAAAUAAAUAAAUAAAUAAAUAAA